Phanerochaete carnosa HHB-10118-sp is the source of this 2580-nucleotide messenger RNA. RefSeq lists its product as uncharacterized. Gene Ontology annotation, molecular function: ATP binding; ATP hydrolysis activity. The transcript is spliced from 7 exons. Gene Ontology annotation, cellular component: mitochondrial matrix; cytoplasm. Bases 233 to 2476 code for a protein of 747 amino acids. The record is from RefSeq and is a predicted model, not a curated record. Lineage: Eukaryota; Fungi; Basidiomycota; Agaricomycetes; Polyporales; Phanerochaetaceae. Gene Ontology annotation, biological process: cellular response to heat.
CGACAUGUUACGACAGCUCGAAGGCCGGACGCUUGGACUCGCAGCACACUCAACUUGCCCGCUCUCGUCGCUCGCCUCGCGACAGAGCAGGCUCCUCAGGUGCGCGAUACCGACCGCGCACGCUUUCACACCCGUCACACGGCCCACUUCAUUACCCCGGGUCGCUGCGCGGGGGUACGCGACGCCUCCAGGCGGGAGGAGCGGCGGAGGCGGGAUGCCAGGCGGGUUCAACAUGUUCGGGCAGCAGCAACACCAGAAGGGCGAGGCGCUGAAGGAGCACAGCGUCGACCUCACGGAGCUCGCGCGGCAGGGCAAGUUGGACCCGACGAUCGGGCGGGACGAGGAGAUUCGGCGGACGGUGCAGAUUCUGUCGCGCCGGACAAAGUCGAACCCGGUGCUCAUCGGCCCGCCUGGUGUGGGCAAGACGGCUAUUCUGGAGGGGCUGGCCAGUCGGAUAGUCGCGAAGGAGGUGCCCGAGAGUCUCCAAAACAAGCGCGUCCUCUCCAUCGACCUCGCGUCGAUCGUGGCCGGGUCUGGCAUCCGUGGUCAAUUCGAGGAAAAGAUCAAGGCAUUGCUGCGUGACAUUGAAGACGAGGCCGGGAACGUCAUCUGCUUCAUUGACGAGGUGCACAUGCUGUUCAACCUUGGAAAAGCUGAAGGAAGCAUCGAUGCCGGGCAGAUGAUCAAGCCUGCCCUGGCGCGAGGGUUGCAGCUUGUUGGAGCAACGACACCCGACGAGUAUCGUAAAACUAUCGGCAAGGAUACUGCUCUCGAGCGACGCUUCCAGCCCGUAACCAUCGACGAGCCAAGCGUCGAGUCAACGAUCAGCAUUCUUCGAGGGCUGAAGCCGCGGUACGAGGUGCACCACGGUGUCGAGAUCAGCGACGGUGCUCUGGUGACCGCCGCGGUGUACGGCGCACGGUACAUCUCCGACCGGUUCCUGCCGGACAAGGCGAUCGACCUCGUCGACGAGGCGGCGUCGGCGCUGCGGCUCGCGCAGGAGUCGAAGCCGGACGAGCUCGAGGCGCUCGACCGCGACGUCGUGACGCUGCAGAUCGAGCUCGAGUCGCUCAAAAACGAGACGGACGUGUUCAGCGUCGAGCGGCGGAACAAGGUCGAGGACACGCUCGCGAAGAAGCGCGCGGCCGCCGCGCGCCUCGAGGAGGCGUGGAACGCCGAGCGCGCGAGGCUCCAGAGGACGAAGGAGGUCAAGGUGCGCCUCGAGCAGGCGAAGCACAACCUCGAGGUCGCGCAGCGCCAGGGCCGGUACGAGCGCGCGUCGCAGCUGCGGUUUGCGACGAUCCCCGAGCUCGAGAAGCAGCUGCCCAAGGAGUCCGAGCGCGCCGAGGAGGGUACGGAGGGCGGCGGCGGGCUGACGAUGCUUCACGAUAGAGUCACGUCGAGCGACAUCUCGCGGGUCGUGGCGAAGGCGACGGGUAUCCCUGUGCAGAGCCUGCUCAAGGGCGAACGCGAGAAGCUGGUCAAUAUGGAGGACGCGCUGAAGCAGAGGGUCGUUGGCCAAGACCAUGUCGUUGCCGCUGUCAGCGACGCCGUCCGGAUUUCCCGUGCUGGUCUCCAAGCCCCGAAUCGACCUGUGGCGUCGUUCCUGUUCUUGGGUCCGACGGGUGUUGGCAAGACCGAACUCUGCAAGGCUCUUGCGAGCUUCCUGUUCAAUGACGAGCAGCGCGGGCUGAUCAACAUCAACAUGUCCGAGUACCAUGACCGGCACACGAUCUCCCGGCUGAUCGGCGCUGCGCCUGGGUACGUCGGGUUCGAGGAGGGCGGGCAGUUGACGGAGGCGGUGCGGCGGAAGCCGUACGCGGUGGUGCUGCUGGACGAGCUCGAGAAGGCGCACAAGGACGUGGCGAUGAUCCUGCUGCAGAUCCUGGACGAGGGCAAGAUCACGGACUCGCAGGGGCGCAAGGUCGACUUCCGGAACACGAUCAUCUGCCUGACGAGCAACCUCGGGUCGGACAUCCUCGCGCACCGGACGGCGAGCAACGGCGACGGCGUCGUGACGGCCGACGCGCGCGCGCAGGUGCUCGAGCGCACGGCGGAGUACUUCCCGCCCGAGCUCCUGAACCGGCUCGACUCGAUGCUCGUGUUCAACAAGCUCAGCCGGCCGUCAAUCCUGCAGGUCGUCGACCUCCGGCUUGCGGAUGUUGCGGAGCGGCUGCAGGCGCGCCGGAUCACGAUCGACGUCGACGAGCGCGCGCGCGGGUGGCUCGCGGACCAGGGGUAUUCGGGCGUGUACGGCGCGCGGGCGAUCGCGCGCGUCGUGCGCACGCAAGUGCUCUUCCCGCUCGCGCAGAAGAUGCUCAAGGGCACGAUCCGGGACGGGGACGUCGUCCGCAUUCGGGCAGGCGAUGGUGAUGGCCUGGACAUCCGGGACAACCAUCCACCUGACGCGUCAAUCGGCUCGGUGUCUUCGCCGUCGUCGUUUCCAGAGCUAGAUGAUGCGGCGCGUGCGGAUUGAGGGACGAUGAUCUCAUACACUUAGAGUUUGUGGCCAAAAGUACUCCCCACUCACGAUUGUAUCACUGUAAUAUGUUCAAUAAAUUGGUACAGCCAAACCUUUCU